AUGACCCACCAAACACACGCCUAUCACAUAGUUAACCCAAGCCCAUGACCACUCACAGGAGCCUUCUCAGCACUACUUUUAACCUCAGGCUUAGUAAUAUGAUUUCACUACAACUCACUCACCCUGCUAUACCUAGGUCUUCUAUCAAAUAUACUUACAAUAUAUCAAUGAUGACGAGACAUUGUACGAGAAGGUACAUACCAAGGCCACCACACACCAAUUGUCCAAAAAGGACUUCGAUAUGGCAUAAUCCUGUUUAUUGUAUCAGAAGUGUUUUUCUUCGCUGGAUUCUUCUGAGCUUUCUAUCAUUCCAGCUUAGUACCUACACACGACCUAGGCGGCUGCUGACCACCAACAGGCAUCACACCAUUAAACCCACUUGAAGUACCCCUACUAAACACCUCUGUCCUCCUAGCAUCAGGGGUAUCGAUUACAUGAGCCCAUCACAGCCUUAUGGAAGGAAAACGAAAUAAUAUAAAUCAAGCCCUACUUAUUACAAUUGCUCUAGGCAUCUACUUUACAGUUUUACAGGCAUCAGAGUACCUAGAGACAUCCUUUUCUAUCUCAGACGGAAUUUAUGGAUCUACAUUCUUUAUAGCCACAGGAUUCCACGGAUUACACGUAAUUAUUGGCUCCACAUUCCUAACAGUAUGCUUUAUACGCCAACUAAAAUUCCACUUUACAUCAAAACACCACUUUGGCUUUGAAGCCGCAGCAUGAUACUGACACUUCGUAGAUGUUGUCUGACUAUUCCUCUACGUAUCAAUCUAUUGAUGAGGAUCCU
Phodopus roborovskii (desert hamster) is the source of this 784-nucleotide messenger RNA. The record is from the annotation of a RefSeq genome assembly. Lineage: Eukaryota; Metazoa; Chordata; Mammalia; Rodentia; Cricetidae.